Messenger RNA from Lotus japonicus, 1191 nucleotides. RefSeq names its product 36.4 kDa proline-rich protein. Bases 136 to 699 code for a protein of 187 amino acids. NCBI's taxonomy places the organism in Eukaryota, Viridiplantae, Streptophyta, Magnoliopsida, Fabales, Fabaceae. The transcript has a single exon. The record is from RefSeq and is a predicted model, not a curated record.
CUGAUAAAUAAGUUAAAACCUCAGCAUCUAUAUAUAACGCAUUAUCAUUUUGGGAUCACAUCCCACACAUAGAAAAUCAAACAAGACCAACAAUUUAGUUUCUAGCCAAGUUAGACCGCCAAGAAACCAAACACCAUGCUUUCAAACUCAAAAGCUAAAGCUUUGUUCUUCAUCUUGAAGAUUUUCAUGUUGAAUGCCCUACCACCAAUAGUACAUGCAUGUGGUCCGUGCUAUCAGCCACAUCCACCACCGUACCACCACGGACCGAGUCAUCAUCAUCAUCAUAAGCCUCCGCAUCAUGGCGGUGGAGGAAGGCCAAAAGUGUCCCCUCCUCCUCUGCCACCGCUGGUCAUCGUGCCGCCGAUCAUCAUCACACCUCCGGUACUACCCCCUCCGGUUAUCUACCCUCCACCAACUUCACCGGUGUUUCCUCCUCCCCGUUGCCCCAUCAAUGCACUGAAGCUAGGACUUUGUUUGGACGUGCUUGGAGGGCUUGUGCAUGUUGGGAUAGGGAACCCUAUUGAGAAUGAGUGUUGUCCUGUGAUACAAGGGUUGCUUGAUCUUGAUGCUGCGAUUUGUCUUUGCACCGCUAUUAGGGCUAAGCUUCUCAACCUCAACAUAUUCAUUCCUCUUGCACUUCAAGUCCUUAUCACUUGUGGGAAGACUCCUCCUCCUGGUUUUGUUUGCCCACCUCUCUAAGUAAAACUAUCAAACCAAGCCUAGCUAUAGUUAAUUACCACUCACUCUUAAACUAUAGUAUGUGUUUUUGUUUGUCUUAUAUUAGGGUUAGUUUCAAGUUGAUGUAACUCUUAUCUCGCUAUAUGGAUAUAGAUUUAAAAUUUAACCAUAGCGAGUAGGGCUUGCUAACCGUAGCAAGCAGGGCUGGUUAAACUUAAGUUUCCACUUAAGAGUCUAAUAGUCAUGUUUGGAUAAACUUCUCUUUUUCUGAAACCAAGUCUGACGCUCAAAAUCUACUCACAUAACUCCUUUUCAGAAUUGAUUUUACUUUAAAAAUAAAUUGUAGAAGAAUUUUCAAAUAUGAGUUAGUUGCUCAAUUAUGUAAUAUUAUAGUAAUGUGUGUUUAAUUAUACAUCUUCUUCUAUCUAUCUUUAAUUUUCAAAAUAAAAAAAAUAAAAAAACUUCUUCUAUUUGUGUCUCUCUUGGAUUGCGUUUUUUCCCUUUUUUUUUAUA